Messenger RNA from Oppiella nova, 4207 nucleotides. The record is from the annotation of a GenBank genome assembly. Lineage: Eukaryota; Metazoa; Arthropoda; Arachnida; Sarcoptiformes; Oppiidae.
AUGCAAAGGGUUACCGACCAUUUGGGAUACAUAUCGUUCCCAAUCACUUUGGAUGAUAAUGUUAAGGAACUCCAUGUUCUCAUCCGUACAGACGAUCCUAAAAUUGAUCGCAAAGAACAGGCAGACGCAGCACACGUACUCUGGGCUGAUAAGUCCACCCAUGGAUUUAUUUCCAUUACAAGUAAAUCAAAGUAUAGCACAUCUCUAUCAGUAGGUGACACAUACCGGAGCCCUUUAGUCACGAGAGGCACUGUAGUUUCGGAUAAGAUAUACUUAAUAGUUGUAAAUCGCGGACACAUUAUUCAUUCAGAAAGGCUUUCAUCGGACAAAGGGAUCAAAUUAGAGAUAACACGAGAUAUGACUCCUUUUAUACGUGUUAUGGUUGUGGCGGUCACUAGGAAUUCAGAACUGGUGUCCGAUUCUAUGAAAAUAGAGGUAAAUGAAGACAAUUGCGGUCUCGAUAUGAGUGUAGAGAACGACACCAAACAAGUGAAUCCGGGAAAGACAUUGAAUUUGGUUGUGAACGGAACCAAAGGAGACAGCGUUGCUCUCCUUGCGGUCGAUGAAGCCGUUUAUAUUCUCAGAGAUGCCGACAAACUAACCAAAAGUAAAUUAAUGAAAGAGUUGUCAAAAUCAGAUAUGGGUUGCGGUCCCGGGACAGGUCUGGAUGUAUCUCUUGUGGCCAAUAACGUCGGCGUUAAGAUAAUUAGCGGAGAAUUGAUGGACACGAAUGAAAAUAGCGAUGAAUUCUGUAUUCGACGGCAAUCUGUCAAAAGGAAAAGGCGAGACAUCUCUAGUAUAGUGAAUAUCUACUCGGGAUUUCUGCAGAAGUGCUGUAUGUUAGGCGUUUGGCCCUCGAAUAUCAACCGGAACUGCGAUCACAAGGCAAACAUAUUGAAGAAAUAUAUGCCAAACCACACGGCCUGCUAUAACGCGUUUGUCAAUUGCUGUAAAUAUGUUUCAAAACCCCCGAGACCUGAGCCGGUUCGCACGCAAUUCUCGGCAACAAAAGACAACAGACAGAGGAUUGGUUUAGAGACUGAAGAGUACGUUCACAUCGCAUACGAACAGGACUUGGAAGACAAGACAUUUGUAAGAAAGGAUUUCCGCGAGUCCUGGCUUUUUCAUGUUGUGCUUCUCAAUCAAAGUUCAAACACCUUUCCCGUUACGUUUCCCCAUGCGAUCACAACCUGGGCCUUAACUGCAAUGUCAGUAUCGGCCACAAACGGCUUCUGUAUUAUGCCUUCUCCGCUCCGUUUGCGUACAUUUCAGGACAUAUUUAUUCAGAUAUCACUUCCAUAUUCUGUGGUUCAGAACGAACAGAUGGAGAUGAUUGUCACAGUCUUUAACUAUGGGGGCAAUCGAUUACCAGUUCUGGUCUACACGUAUGGCAUCGAAGAUAUCUGUUCUGAAGCCGAGAUUGUCGGAGAGAAGACUAAAAAGCAUUUAGUUGUGGACCAGAACUCGUUUGUGACCGUUUCGUUCCCUAUGGUUCCCCUGAAAACGGGGACAUUUGACUUGAAAGUAGUUGCCCUCUGGGCGAGUGGUGGAGAUGUUGUCAUUAAAACGCUGAAUGUCGUUCCGCCCGGUAUUACGGUUGAGGAGGAUUUGACUUUUCAAUUGGACCCUAAGAAUAGACAGCGAAGGAGUAAACGAUCUCUAAAAACGGGUAAAAUAGAGGACGAAAUCAUUUCCGAGAAUUCUCUUCAGAAGACUGUUGUGAACGUUGAGCCCGACCUGACCCGCAAUAUAGUUCCCGGCACUCGAGAGUGUAUUAUCGCCGGCAUUGGCAAUGAAUACGGCGCCACAUCCUAUACCACUCUCAGUGAUAUCGAUAGACUUAUUAGACAACCCAAAGGAUGCGGUGAACAGACUAUGCUAUAUAUGGCGCCCACACUCUAUACGCUUAAGUACUUGAAAUCAAUUGAAAGACUGAACGGAGAUCUCAAAUAUAGAGGACUUAAAUAUAUUAAAAAUGGUUACAAAAGACAGCUCUCAUUCCGCAAAGACGACGGCUCUUUCAGUGCAUUCUCUACCCGUCCCGCAUCUGUUUGGUUGACAGCAUUUGUGAUGAAAGUCUUAUGUCAGGCCAACCCUUUCCUCACGAGCGACAAGUUUGACCCAAAGGUGAUCUCGAGUGGACUCAAUUGGCUCUUGAAAGUACAGAAAGACGACGGGUCGUGGACUGAAACCCAUGCAGUGGUUCACGAGGACGCGUUGGGUGGAGUGAAGGGUAUCGUUCCCCUAACCGCUUAUGUUUUGAUUGCAUUUCACGAGUGCAGAAACGUCUUGAAAGACAGUAUCAACGAUUCAAAAGUUUUAGAGAAUUCUCUGAACAAAACGAUUCAUAGAUCUGAGAAUUAUCUCAAAUUAAAUCAAAACGAAAUCAUAAAAAAGAGGAACACCUAUGCGAUGGCAUUAGUGGCCUAUAGCCUGACCUUCACUAACGCACAAAACUCUCUGAAACUGGUGGACGCACUCCACACGACCGCAAACAUCGACAACAAUAGAAACUAUAAGUAUUGGCGACACGACUAUGAGGUGGAGGCCACUGCCUAUGCAUUGAUGGCAAUGUUGAACUCCGGCAAUAAGAACUCAUUGGACGGCCUAUCGAUCUCGAAUUGGCUCAACUCUGUCCGAUCCUUUUCGGGCGCUUUCGCCUCAACUCAAGACACAAUCGUUGCGUUGGAGGCGUUGUCCCAAUACAUUGAACGCCAGAGAUCGCCAACGAAUACCAUUUCGCUCUUAUGUAACAUCACUUCACACGACAUGACGGCUAACCGUUUCAAGAGAGCGCUGGCAUUCAAUGCGGACAACGCACUCGUAUUGCAAACAUUCAAAUUAGACUCGGAUUCGUCUAAAUUGAAAUUCACGACAACUGGCGAAGGAAUGGGACAAAUGUUUGUCAGAUUGAAGUACAAUGUGUUUGAACCGCCAGAAGUUCUUUGUCGGUUUGAUCUGAACAUUGAAGUGAAGGAAUGGAAAGCGCCGGUAGAAGCGCGAGGAGACAAUCCUCCAGAGAUUGACGACAACUUCUUUAAUGACUUCAACAACGAUUUGGUUCAGACACUAGACCUGAAGCACACGAACAGCAGAAGGAAGCGUUCGUUUUGGAGUAAUUUUGGUAAACGUAAGAAGCCUUCGGUCGCCGAAUCCGUCUCUAUUGAUACGACUCGUAGGAGAGACUCGACUUCAAGUCAUCAAGAAUUGAAUGAAAGCAACGAUAAUCUGGAACUCAAUUCAGACAUAAGUGACAACAGGAGCUUCAAGAAGAAUAAUUUGAGCUCUAAUUCGAUCGGCAGUUCUGACGGCAAAAGUAAAUUAGUUUUGUUGAUCGAGACGUGCAUUCGACACAUUCCUCGCUAUUAUUCCGAUAUGAGUCUCAUUGAAAUCGGAAUACUUAGCGGUUAUAAACCAAAUAAAGACGAUUUGGAAGAGAUUAUCAAAAUGGAGGACUCAUUAGUCUCUAAAUACGAGAUAUCCGAACGAAAUAUUGUCUUUUACUUCGAGAAAGUGCCGUUCGGUCGGCCCUAUUGUCUGCAGUUCAGGAAAAUACAAGAACACAGUAUAGGCAAUGCUCAGGCGGCUAUGGUUAAGGUCUAUGACUACUACCAUAAAGAUCACAGUUGUUCCCAACUGUUUACUCCCUCGCGUUUAAGCGAAUACAUCGAAACGAAGUGCAAUUCCGAAGUGUGUGAAUGUGCCAAACGGGAGAACUGUCCCACAGCUAAGGCUUUGGUCGAAAUCGGAAAGAUCGCCGAAAUGCGAGUCGUGAGGGCGCGCACUAUGUUUGAAGACCUGGAAGUGAAUCUGCAACGAAACGAUAAGUUUGGAUUAAGUCUGAACCCUGAAUGCGAUGACAUCACGACAUCGGCGGGCAAAGACACCAUCAUAUUCGGUCACUUCCAUGAAAAAGUGGGACAUUUGAACAGCUCUUCCAUUGUUUAUGACAUUAGCAGCGGUUUGAAAGCAGACGAAACGCAAACAUACAUUGUGUCCAUACUUAUCAACUUAAAGGAUAAGAUUAAACGACUUCAAUGGAAGUGUCCCGAAGGCGCACAAACUUAAGAUCACAAACCAUUUACUUUAGAUAUGGUUUACAAAUGAAAUGUCUGACAAUUUUUUCUCAUUUACCUCUUAAUCGACGUUUAGAAAGGAUUUCACUUCACUUUAGUACUUAUGAGACGAGCUUUAAAUUGAGUGAUGA